UGCUUAGGACCCAGGGGAAGCAGCUUCUCCUGCUUCAUUUCAAGGAGAUCCUCCCCUCCCUGCACAGGACUUCUCAGGUGUCGCUGCUCUGAGCUCUCACCUCCUCCCUCACACCCGGCUUCCCUGGAGCUCCUGUGCAAGCCCAUGCCCAUCCUUUAAACCAUCCCCAGUCACCUGCCUCCCUGAUGAGCUUGCCAGGGGACUGCUGGGCACCAUGAACGACCAGUACCACCGAGCCGCCCGGGACGGCUACCUGGACCUUCUAAAGGAGGCCACCAAGAAGGACCUCAACUCGCCCGACGAGGAUGGCAUGACCCCAACUCUCUGGGCCGCUUACCACGGCAAUCUGGAUGCUCUGCGGCUGAUCGUAAGCAGAGGGGGUGAUCCAGACAAAUGCGACAUCUGGGGGAACACUCCUCUUCACUUAGCAGCAGCCAACGGCCAUCUGAAUUGCCUCUCAUUCUUGAUCUCUUUUGGGGCCAACAUCUGGUGCCUAGACAAUGACUACCAUACGCCACUAGACAUGGCUGCCAUGAAGGGGCACAUGGAGUGCGUGCGUUACCUGGACUCCAUUGCUGCCAAGCAGAGCAGCCUCAACCCCAAGUUGGUGAGCAAGCUGAAGGAUAAGGCCUUCCGAGAUGCGGAGAAGAGGAUCAAAGACUGCGUUAAGCUGCAGAAGAAGCACCAUGAGCGGAUGGAGAAGAGAUACAAGAAGGAGAUGUCUGACAACUCGGACACCAUGAGCUUCUCCAGCUAUUCGAGCAGUACCCUCAGCAGGAAGUUCCAGCACAUGUCCAUGAUGACAUCCCUGCCAUACUCCCAAGCCACCAUCCAUGGCACAACCAAGGGGAAGACCAAAAUUCAGAAGAAGCUGGAGAAGAAGAAGCAGGUGGAUGGGACGUUUAAGAUCUAUGAGGACGGGAGAAAGAGUGUGAGGUCCUUGUCAGGCCUGCAGCUGGGAAACGAUGUCAUGUUUGUGAAGCAAGGCACCUAUGCCAGUCCGAAGGAGUGGACCAGGCGCAAUAUCCGAGACAUGUUUCUGUCAGAUGAAGACACUGUCUCCCGUGCCAUAAGCGACCCAGGUUUGCACAUGGACUCGGCCCACUCUGAGGUCAGCACAGAUUCUGGCCACGACUCCUUGUUCAACCGGCCAGGGCUUGGCACUAUGGUGUUCAGGAGGAACUAUGUCAGUGGUGGGCUCUUUGGGAUUGGCCAGGAGGAGACUGGCAUGUUGGGUGAGGGCAAUGGGGAUAGGGUAGGUGUCAAACUGAGGAGCCGCCUGCAGCGCUCGCCAAGUCUCAAUGACAGUAUCGGCAGUGCCAACAGCCUGCAGGAGAGGAACGAGGAGGAACUGCCCUGGGACGAUGUGUCACUGGGCCUGGAUGACGACGAACCUGAUACCAGUCCCCUGGAGACCUUCCUGGCUUCCCUGCACAUGUCUGAGUUCAUCUCCAUCCUGAAGAAGGAGAAGAUCGACCUGGAUGCCCUCAUGCUGUGCUCAGAACAUGACCUAAAGAGUAUCAACAUCCCAAUGGGACCCAGGAAAAAGAUCAUAGAUGCUGUCCAUAGGAGGAGGCAGACACUGGAGAUGCCAGAUGUCAUUGAAGACACGGAUUUAUAGCAGUUUUUAUGAGCAAGAAACAAAACCAGUUCUAAGUUGCCAGAAAACACAACCCAGUGAUGCUUCCACUGGGACAACUGAAAGCCACAGCCUAGACCCACCCUUCCCAGCUGCUGCCUGCUUCCUCAGUCUGCUCCCUGCCCGUGGGACUCUCCCAGACAGGCUGAUCUUUGACACAGGACCUGCUGGACCCUCCUUUGUCAGGAGGAGCUGCCGUUGCUUGUUUGUUAGAGGAGUGACAAGAAUGUGCAACUCUGGUCAGUAAAACUGAGUGACACGGGAGGACAACACGUAAGGAGUGCCGUGGACAAACGAGCAAAGCCCAGUCAUACAUAGCCUGCUAUAGGGAGCCGGAGAGGUUGGGUGUUUGAAAGAGAGGAACGGGGAGCCAAAAUUUAGUUUCCAAUCCUGGCUCUGCUGUUCACAGUUUUGGAAACAUCAUUUGAAGCCACAGUUCCACAUGGGACUGCUGUGUUUGGUAUCUCAUGUUUAGGGUGCCUGGUAGGACACAUCUCAAGUUGGGUUUUCAUGGCUCUGGGGCUUUGUUUUCCUUCUAGAGCUGUAGAUGUUCAGCGCCUCCAGGAGCGGGCCCUGGAUAUCUCAAGGGGGGCACCCAAAAAUAAGGGCUCCCCUAGCCAGUGCCUCUCUGUGCCUCAGUUUCCAAAGGAGGUAGCACCCCUGUCCCCUCUUGCUGGAGUGUGGUGAAGCCUACGUCACUUAUGUCAUUGAGAUCCUCAUCUGGAAGCCUCCACUCCCAUGCAAAUGACAGGGACUGUUUUUGAUAGAGAUGGAUCUAAAGCAAAACCCAGCAGAUCUCAGAGUCCCCACCCAGCUAUGAGUUUCUUUGCGCUGGGCUGGACCCCACCCGCUCUCUCGACACCUCCUUUACUCCAGCGAGGACAGGUGGGUUGGUACCCCCACAACAUGCUUCUGAGGGGAAGGUGGUGACUUUUCACCCUUAGGUGUCCCCUUAGGGACUUGUAGAGGGCUGUUACGUGACUUGUAGGAUAUAAGGAUACGGUAGUAACCCAAAAGCCAUUGGCGAGCACCAUGGAGUUUUAGUUGCUGUCACAACUGGAUCAAUGGGAAGAUUUAUUCAGGCAUCACGUAAGUGAUUUGUGCUGUGGAGCAUCUUCUGUUGGCCUACAGAAAUGCAGCCUCAUUGCAUAUGUGCUGCUGCUUUGACUGACUUCUGGACACUUCUAAAGCACUGAAUUCAGGGAGCAUCACGCGAGGGUCCACGAACUAUUGAAAGGGAUACUACCAUAGUCCUAUGCACUACAUGACCCUUGCUCUGCUAUCUGUGGCUGUGCCUGAAAAUGCCAUCUCCAUGCAUAUGGGACUUCUAGGAAUGAAUCACAGCAGGACAGAAAUGAGUGGCCAAAAUUUCCCCCCACCCGUUUUCCAAAGGGGAAACCCUUCCCAAUUCUUUCAUCGUGCUCAUACUAUACUCCCUUUGGGUUUGUAUCUCUAUAUGCUUAAUUAUUGCCUCCCUAAUUACCCCAGGCUGUAUAGAAUUGUAAGGUAGGAAAGGAAAGGUGGGAAAGGACUUGAGUCCAACCCACUGCAUUGAUGUGGGAUUUACAUUUCCCUCCAACCAUCCCAGACAAGUACCUAUUUAGUCCUCCACCUCCAGUGAAAAAGAGUCCAUGACUUCCCUAGACAGCUCGUUUCAUUGCCCUAGCAUAAUUGUGUGGGGCCAUAUGCCCACAGUUCCCUCUGCAGUCGGUGGGUGAUGCUACGGGGUGAUCUGAUCAGUAACCAGCAAAAGGAGGCUCUUGUAUUCAGCAAAGAAUAUAAGCAUACAUUGAAGCCUGGUUGACUUCAGUUGGACUGAAAGGCAUGCAGAAGGCUGAAGGCAUGCUUUGCUGUGUAGGCAUGGCCCAAAUAUGUGCUUAAAGGCUUUGCUGGAUUGAGGCCGAAUGAGGGAGGAAUGCCAAGUGGGCUGCCUGCCCCUCAAAGCCUUGCUCUUAUAGGGCUUGAGCCAAAGUCGACUGCAAGCAGUGAAAACAGUUGCACUGACCCCCAGGGACUUUGGAGCAGGCUACCAGGAGAGCAGCGAAGGGCAGAGCAGUCUACCAGGGCUCUGGCCUCGGACGGCAAACAAGGGUAUGGGGAAAUAACUCCAGCCCAGGCCUGGAUCCUUACUGGAGGGGGUUGGGUGGUUGAUUCAGGUCAACCGUUGGCAAACCUGCAUGAAAUCAAUGAUUUAAAGUAGCAAUGGGCCUGGCUGGAACCACAGAGCCGGAGGCCCAGCAGGCUUUGAGCAGGGCUUUGAAAUCACUGCUCAGAAUUAGCUCUGAGCUUCUGAAGCCAGGCCUGUGAGAAAGAGGCCAUCUGUAGGGUCCAACCAGCCUGGGCAAGGCCUAUCUCCAUUAAGGGCUAGCCCCAGCCCAUUGGAUCCUAACACUGAAGUGAAUGGCCCAAAUCCCCCAUACAGGGAGCUUGUUCGUGUCCACUGUGCAAAGACUGGAGAGGUGCCCCUCCCUACCACUGCUUCCACUCCACCUGCUCUCUCAUGCCAGACCUUUCCCACACCAGGUAUGUUUCCCGUGAUUAAAUGUAUAUAUGUAAAACUUCUGAGCUAUGCGGGCAUUGUUGUAUGCGCCUCCUACCUGUAAAAGUACCAUGUUGUUUACUGCUUAUUUAUUAGAGAUCCUGGAACCCAGCUUCCCCCUGGACCUGCCUGA
Molecule: messenger RNA, 4311 nt
Organism: Alligator mississippiensis (American alligator)
Lineage: Eukaryota; Metazoa; Chordata; Crocodylia; Alligatoridae
Gene: USH1G
Product: USH1 protein network component sans
Exons: 3
Coding region: 215-1621 (468 amino acids)
Biological process (GO): sensory perception of light stimulus; sensory perception of sound; equilibrioception
Molecular function (GO): protein binding
Source: RefSeq, a predicted model, not a curated record